This is a messenger RNA of Gasterosteus aculeatus aculeatus (three-spined stickleback), 7691 nucleotides long. It is a transcript of the gene whrna, whose product is annotated as whirlin a. Gene Ontology annotation, biological process: sensory perception of sound; auditory receptor cell stereocilium organization. Gene Ontology annotation, molecular function: protein binding. Gene Ontology annotation, cellular component: cilium; photoreceptor inner segment; stereocilium tip. The record is from RefSeq and is a predicted model, not a curated record. NCBI's taxonomy places the organism in Eukaryota, Metazoa, Chordata, Actinopteri, Perciformes, Gasterosteidae.
GGCUGCGUCACUUCCGGGCAGAGGACGCUCUGAGGCGAGAGAGCCGCGAGUCGCCACUCCGUCGCCGUAGUAACGGAGAAACGGAGCCGCAGGUCACCUCCACGCAGCGGCCGGACGGAUAAAGAAACCCCCAAACCGAGGUACAAACUGCGGAGUACACGCUGCGCGCGGCGCGUGACAUUGCUGGAUGUGUAUCUGUGUUGACUGGAAGUCGUUUGGACCCAGAACCGACACCGGAGCGGGAAAGUAGGCGACGCGGAACCCCCUCGGGACGGCGAGCACAAAAAAUAACUUUUUAAAAUUGUAUCAUUUGUGUUUUAAUCAGCAAAGAAAAUUGCCAUUUCUUUCUGGACCGCGCGCACAAGCCGUGUUGAGUUCCGGUGUUCCGGGUGGACACCAGAGAAGCGGCGGCUCGGCGGCCACCUGACCUCCCGGAAAAUAAGACCGCAGCGAAUGACGCGCAGGCUGAGGUCCGUCCGGGGCUCAUCGCUAAGCCCUCUGGCGGAGCGGCGCGAGUUGUUGGCGAGGCUGUUGCAUGUCCAGUAUUGACGCACCCUUUCGCGGGGGAAGUUUUGUCGAAUCCAAUUACUGACAUCCAAAUCGUGGUAAGUGCUAAGUAAUCUGUGCUAACUGUGAAAUCGAACCAGUCGGACUUAAUUGCGCGUUAAAAGUUCCACCUUUCGUCAUCGCGCUCUUCAGCAAAUUGCAGUAUAGUAUCAGGCGCAUAAUCUGACCGAGCCAGCCAAGCCAAUGGAUACAACCGGGGUGAACGUGCUCCAGCGAGCGCGAUGCCAAGCGCCGGUCUGAUCCCGCGCAAUGCCUGCACUCUAACCCGCAUCGGCGUGGCGCCGUGUCCCGGUCACACCGCCGGGAUGAGCAGCACCGACCUGGAGCGCAUGUCGCUCAGCUCCUCGGCCAACUCGGUGGCCUCCAGCGCGCGGACGUUGUCGGCCAACGUGAGGAAGCUGCACAACGCGCUCAACCUCCUGCUCAGCGACUUCGAGAGGGAGCAGUUCAUCCACUGCCUCAACGUGUACCACUCCAAACGCAACGUGUACGACCUGGUUCAGACCCUCAACGUCAUCCUCAACGCGCCCAGCAAGCGGCAACUUCUGCCCAUGCUGCGGCUGGUCAUCCCCCGCUCCGACCAGCUACUCUUCGAGCAGUACACCUCGGAGGGCCUCUACCUAAAGUCGGAUUUAGUUGCAUCGAGCAACGGCGAUGCCGAACCCCCGCCGGGCGACUUCCCCGGCGCCAGCCCGACUCCCUCGGGGCACUUCUCGCCCAACAACCGGCCCGAGUUCCAGGUGGCGCUGCGCGGCUCGCCGGACAGCUUCAGCACCAGCAGCGACGGGACAGCUCCCCUCGUGCCGCUGCUCGGGAGGAACUUUGUGCACGAGCCGCCGGGCGAGAUACGGCAGGUCACCAUGAAGCGACACAAGAGCAACGAAGGCCUGGGCUUCAGCAUCCGCGGCGGCUCGGAGCACGGGGUCGGCAUCUACGUGUCCCUGGUGGAGCCCGGCAGCCUGGCGGAGAAGGAGGGUCUGCGCAUCGGUGACCAAAUCAUGAAAGUCAACGACAAAGUCUUCGACAAAGUCACGCACGCCGAAGCUGUGAAGGUGCUGAAGGGCAGUAAAAAGCUUUGCCUCUCUGUGCGUUCAGUCGGGCGGAUUCCAGGUGGCUACGUCACCAACCAUGUUUACACCUGGGUGGACCCCCACGGUCGGAGUGUGUCCCCUCCUCCCGACCUGCCCGAGCAUCGCAGCGCCACGCUGAGAAGAACGGACAGCCAGCGACGCAGCAACAUGCAGCUGCUGCAGGACGGAGACGAGAAGAAGGUCAACCUGGUGUUGGAUGACGGCCGCUCGCUGGGUCUUAUGAUACGAGGGGGAGCAGAAUACGCCCUGGGGAUUUACAUCACCGGAGUGGACCAGGGAUCAGCUGCAGAGUGCGGAGGACUCAAGGUGGGCGACCAGAUCUUGGAGGUGAACGGCCGCAGCUUUCUGAGCGUCCCGCACGACGAAGCCGUGAGGGUCCUGAAGUCGUCGCAGCACCUGAUGAUGACGGUGAAAGACGUGGGCCGCCUGCCGCACGCCAGGACGGUGGUGGGCGAGACCAAGUGGAUCGCCAGCUCGCAGAUCGGAGAGAGCUCCGCCGAUAGCAGCAUGGCGGGCUUCUCGAUGGACAAAGGAGCCUCUGCAGCAGGAAAGCCUGGCUUUUACAAAGGCGUGGCGGGCUCACAGGUGACCCUGUCCAGCCUGGUGAACCAGUCGCGGGCCAUGCUGGAGGAGCAGGCGCGCCACUUGCUGACGGAGGCGGAGCGACAGACCAUGGGCUACUACCUGGAGGAGUACCGGGACGGACACGUCGGGGUGGAGCAGCUGGUCGUGGCGCUGUUCGAGCUGCUCAACACGCACGCAAAGUUCUCUCUGCUGUCGGAGGUGCGAGGCUUGGUCACCCCACAGGACCUGGAACACUUUGACGGACUUGUGCUGAGACGGGAGAUUCAGGCUCUAAAAGCGCGACAGGUGACAGCCGGAGCCACGGCGCUCCAGCCGGACUCCGCGUCCAUGGUGUCGUACCCGGACACCCUGACCUCGUCUUCAGCCAGCUUCCUCACCAACACCACCCUCAGCUCCGCGCGGAACGACGGCGUGGGGGAGAGUAGUGAGCCGGGUCCCCCGGAGGCUCUGAACACGCUGCUGACCGACAUCUCUCUGGACGACGUACAGUCCACCACAGCUGAAUCCCCCCCCUCCUUCAAGCCUCCGCCCCCGCCGGGGGUGCACAGGCGCCCGACUAGACGAGAACAGCUCAACAAAUGCCCCUCGUCCGAGUCCUCCCACUCGGGCCUUUACUUCACAGCCCCGGCCUCUCACGACCUCAGCAGAGAGCCGGGACGCGCCAAGGACCCGUCUCGGGACUACGCGGCCGUCAGAAAGAGAAAUCCCCCGGCGCCUCCCAAGAAGCUGGCGGCUGCUCAGUUGUCCGCCGUGUCGCAGCACAACAUCGGCCCUUUCCCCCGGGUCCAGUCGCCCGGCAGGGCCACGAAGCCCGCUGCCCCUUCGCCUUCGCCCCCACCGCCCCCUCCCCUCCCCGCUCCCCCUCCGCCCCCUUGUCUUCCCUUUGAGAGAGUGUCCCCCUCCUCUCCCGGCUCCAAACAGCAGUUUGUUACAGUGGAGGUCCACAGGCCCAACGCGGAGCCCGACUUCAACGAGGUGCGGCCGCUGCCCCAAGCUCGAGGUGGCGCCCUGUCUCAGCUGUCAGACAGCGGCCAGACCCUCAGUGAGGACAGCGGGGUGGACAUAGCUGAGUCAGGACACAUCAGCAAAGACAGCUGCGCCCACUCCUCACGCACACGCCACCCCCGAGACACCCAGGCGGGCGGGGGGGGAAACCCCUCCAAGCCGCCGGGCCUGUUGGAGCCCACCUCUACACUGGUGAGAGUGGCAAAGAGUGCCACCACCCUGGGUAUUGCCGUUGAAGGUGGAGCCAACACCCGCCAGCCGCUGCCACGAAUUGUCACAAUACAGAGGGGUGGUUCAGCUCACAACUGCGGCCAGCUGAAGGUCGGUCAGGUGAUCCUGGAGGUAAACGGGGUUUCCAUGAGGGGCCGCGAGCACAGGGACGCCGCACGCCUCAUCGCAGAGGCCUUCAAGACCAAAGAGAGGGACCACGUGGACUUCCUGGUGACCGAGUUUAAUGUGGCGCUAUAGCUGGGUGGAGGAGGAGAGAGGACGAUGACGGGGGGGGGCGGAGUCAGGAGAAGAGGCGUUUGAGGACGUCACGAGCGGAGGGAAAAGAAGAAAAAGAAGCGUCUGUUGUUUUUAAAUGGCACAACUCAUUUAGGUGGACACAAACGACCUUCCACCGGCAUGUGGACUCCAGGAUGCUCCUCAACGUGUUACCGCCCCACUGUGAGACCGUAUGCACUAAAAUGGAAAGUAGUGAGACGUAUACCUUUUUCCCUGCUCUCCGCCCUCAUGAAACUUUGGAUUUACAACCAUUCAAAACCGACUGGACCCGCUCGUAGCUCGACCGCGCCCCCUGGUCCGCUUGGUCCGCUUGGCGUUAGCUUCUAGCGCGAGAGACUAAUGCGCAUCCAGGACUUUACAUGCUUGGAUUUGUAAAUGUAAAAAUGAACAAAUGUAGAUACAGAUGCAUAUAUAGUGUACACAUAAAGAUAGUCCUAUAUGAAUUAUAAAACCCUUAACCUCUGUGGCAUCACCACUACGUAGUGAUAUAUCUUAACGAUGGUGAUAGUUCAGGCCAUCCUGGUGAUAUGGGAGGUGGUGCGUUACAGUGAUGCUACCCGCCUGUCUGCGCAUUGGAAGUACACAUUACAUGCUCACAUUGGUUUGAUCAGGCAUAACAGAAAAUACUAUUUUGAUGGAACUCUUCAUUUGGGAUCCAAACCAACGCGAAUCAUUUCCUGCUCCUUUCCAUUCCUCCGUGUGUGUCUGUAUCAUUUUAGAUUACGUUCGCACCAAACUAUCAGAGUUUUUGAAUGCUGUGAAAACAAGAUGCGCCGCAGCCAAGUUUCCCCAAGUACGCAACAAAACAGAAGCUUGUCCUGGUUAGAGUCAUUCGCUCUACAGGACAAUUUGUUUAUGUCUUCAGAUUUGGCCACUUCAGUGUGGAGGUUCUCAGACGGCGUAAAAAUCCUUCAAUUUAUUUUUCCCUCAGCUUUGCUCCUGCUCGUCUGAGUAACAAUUGAUCAUUUUGUUUAGUGAUGUCAUAGUUUUAAUUACAUUCACCCCAUUGGGGGAGGAGGGGCGGGGGAGAGGGAGGAAGGGGGGGGGGUUGCUGCAAUUACGCUCAAGGCGAACGUAAUGAGACAUUUAGAGGACGACACUGCCAAAGACUUAGGAAACCCUCCUCCUCCUCUUAUGUUCACACAUCCACUCAUAGCAAAGCAAUUAGGAGAUAAGCAAUCAGGAGGAGGGAGCUAUUGAGCAGGAGGGCGACGGGAUUGUUGCUGUGAUGAUUUGCUUCCUCUCAGGGAGAGACGUACAUCAAACAUCCUCCACGUGUCCCGCCAGAGACUCGCCCGAGGCUGCAGGUUGAAAUACGAAGUCAUUUGACUAAUUCAUGCGAGUGCGUGUGUGUUUCGUGUGUUUUGAUGUGCCGUGUGUCUGUCUUAAGAAAACAUGAUGCUCAAAUCAAGGAGGAGGGAAAUAAUGCUGAACGUAAAUGUCAUCAAAGGCGCCGCUUUAUGAGACACGUGCGUGGAAGCGGAGUGGCAGUCUGGGCUUUUUGGGUGACAAAUUACAAUCCUACAGUCCUGAAUCUAAAAGCUAAGAGAACAGCGCCGUUAUGCUUUGUUUUUGCACCAUAUCCCGCUGUUUAUCUUCAAAACGUCAACCUUCAAUGAAUAAAAAACACAUGCGCCCUGUACCCGUAUAAUGCCCAACUACGAUCCCAAGAUGUAUAUAUUUUGUAAAGAAUCUUAAACGCAACCUUUCUUAUUCGUUUAUCUGUCAUUAAAUCAUGUGUUGCUCAAUCGGCGUGUGAGAUUCAAGAAAACCAAAGAAGGUAACAAUGUUUUUUUUCAAAGCAGCUUAAAUUGAUGAUUGCCUCUAGAAGACAGACGAACUGCACAAAACCAUAAAGACCGUUCUGAGAUAUAGAUUACCUUGUAGAUUUAUCCUUUAAUUAAUUCUGAGUGGUGUUUUGGCUCACUUGAUGACUGUUAGUUCAAUAUUUACAGCCCUGUAGCUCUGCUUUGUUGUCCACCAGCUUUUUUACAAAUAGUUUUAAAUUUGCUCGUCUCGUUUGGUAUUGGGAAGCUUGUGUCUGUGUGUAUGUAUAUGUACACAUUUUGGUAUUCACUUUUCUCUCGGUUGAAGACAGUUUGAGAUAAAUCUAGUGCGUUUCCAGAAACGGACGACCUCAUACCAGCUUCAGCUUUAACUGUAACUAUUUGUGGCAGGAUUCUUAGAACAUUUUUGUAGCUCACGUUGUCCGUUAUUAAGUCAACAGCCUGAUAAAAAGCCACCGUAUUCAACUGUUAAUGUCUGAGGGGAAUGUGGAGAAGCAUUCAGACAAAUUCACAAGUUAUUUUCUGUCUGUAAUAUUUCUAAAGCGAGUGCAUUCACUAAUUUCACUUACAAAAACGUAAACUGUAUGCAUAUACAGGACUCGAUAGGAACAAUUUCUGGAAAGAAUCUCACUCGUGUGUGUGUGUGUGUGUGUGUGUAACAGACUGAGCUUGAUAAGAAGACACACGGGGCAUUCAGAGAGAUGAGGGCUGCAGUGUGUCCUCUCAAUGAAGUUACUCUCCUGUAAGUUUUCUCAACUGCAAAGAAACGCACCCACACAGAUGGAUGCUUUUCUUUUUUUCCCUGUUGAGCUUCCUAACGUCACACGUGACGCCUCCUUCUUACAAUGGAGAGGAGACAAGGAAGAUGAGCCAACUCUUUGAUUUUUAAUUAAUUAGUAUCCUUCCAGUGAAAACCACACACUGUAUCUUAAAAUUGGAUUGCCUUUAGAAUCCCUCUAAAUGGCCAGAAGGAAAACACUUUCCUGCGUGGGUUGAGGGAAUUAUCCCACUUCUGAGAAAAAUAUAAACAAUUUAAAACAUUUAGGAUUAACUUCAAAAUACACUUACACAAACAAUAUAAUAUUGAAUUGAAUAUAAUAUAAUAUGAAUGUUAUUUGCUACUUUACAUUUAAUUCAAAGAUAUUCUUUUCGUUUUAAGGAUAAAACAUGUGUUAUCCUCAUUGUCAAAUUAGCUCUGAAACAAACAGUGUGUUUGUCUCUCAAAUACUUCUCUGCACUUCACCUAAACAACAGUAAAUAGUGCUUUUGUUGGCAAAUAUUUCCAGCUGCAAAUUACACACAUACACAUUUGUGAGAAUAACUAAGAUUUGUUGACACCAGAAAAAUAUCUAUGAUAUGGAGAAUUUUAAUCUAUUUUCCAAAAAAAGAAUGAAGUGAAUUUUGGACAGUACCAAACAAGUAUUAAAGGUUUACACAAAGAUGAAACAUUUGAAAAAAGGUUACAGAUGCAAUUUUCUCUUAUUUAAUCACUUUAUCUGACCUUGCAUAUGUGAAAUGUACAUCAAUUCAAACGUGUCUCAGAGGAAGUUAAGCGUGAAGAAUGGAUGACUAAAGCUCUCCAGGGUUUAAAUUCAUUCAUUUAAACUUUUGUACCGCAUACUUUCACUGCAGAAUCGUCCCUUCAUUCCAUAAUGCCCCCAUCUUGUAGACGCGUCGACAGCGGCUGGGCUUCCUCUUUGAGCAUCCAGGCUGGAGGGAUGAUGGAGGCAAGAGAUGGAAUCCACUGACAGGCUCAUUAAUCAGGGGCAUUAAGACAGAGGGGUGCUGGCCUUGUCUCCGACGGGACACCCGGUCAGCUCAGACAUCGUGUCUGUAGCAACGGUUUGCUCUCCCCACCCCUGAAUCACUGCUGGCCUGCAAAGGUCAGACUCUAGAUGAUGUUUAUUUGUUUGACUGAGUGAGUGAUCCUCCUGCUUUAUUUGCUGCACAAGUUUUUUUUUUUUUUUUUAGUCGGUCUUGAUUUUCUUCCUUGCUCUUCAGCCGCCUCCCUUUGCCUUUGUUUUCCUGUCACUCCAUCUUUCCCCCUCGCCUGCUUCCUGCCCACUUUAACGAGAGUGUUGUACAAGGACAUGCUAUUUAUACAGAAAGGGUGUUUAAUUUUUCAAUAAAGAUAACUGCACAAAAGCUG